AUGUAUACCACAAGCAAAUGGAAUCCUAGGAGAAAAAGUGUCACCGGAACCAAUAAUGAAAUAGUCCUACUUCCGGGCACCCGCAACAUCAGCAACGCCGUGCACGCCACCGACUCAGACAAGCCUCUUAACAAAGAGUCCCUAUCCGACGCUUUCUUCUACUUCAUGCAGUUCAUUACCCAUGACGUCACCAAAACACCUGAGGGUCUGGCCAAGUUGCGUGUCCCUAGGUUUGGUCAUGUGGCUGGUCGUGAGAUCUGGCGUAUCAAGAGUCCGUUCUGCCUGGCAGUCAACGUGGAAGAGACUGACGACUUUUUCUCGUCACUCGGAGACUGCUUCGAUGUCCAUAGAUCCUUCACGGUGCUAGACUGUAACGACACGUCUGGUUUCCGAAACCAAAUCAACGACAUCACGGCGUAUAUAGAUGGAAGUAUGUUGUAUGGAUCGAGUGGUGCUGAACUCAACGAGUUGCGUUCUUUCAUUGCCGGUUUCCUUAAGAAUUCCACAGCCAAUUUAAUGCCGGAAGGUGUGGGCACAGAAGAUAUGGAAUGCGACAACGUCGAAGACCCCGCCCUCUGCUUCCUCGCAGGUGACACUCGCGCGAACGUGCACCCUGGACUGACUACGUUUCAUACCGUGUUCAUGCGCGAACACAACCGCGUGGCGGCCUACCUGGGGGAACUAAACGCCGCCUGGAACGACGACAGGAUCUUCCAGGAGACCAGACGCAUCGUGGCGGCGGAGCUGCAGCACAUCACAUUCAAUGAGAUGUUGCCCAAGGUACUUGACAGCAGUUACGUGUCCAAGUACGGCCUGUCUGCUUUCUAUAGUUACAAUAAAUCAGUGGACGCCAGCGUCAUUCAGGAAUUCAACUUCGGCUUCAGAUUCCAUAAUCUGAUGCCCGCGGUGUUACACUUGGCCGAGUUGGUUGGCUCGAGUGUUGAGAACAUGGCCACGCUCGAGCAGGAAAAUGUGUUCCAGCAUCCUGGAUUACUCGUCAAGGACAACUACCGCGGCGUAGAUCAGGUUUUACUGGGAAUCGUCGCCAACGGAUGCCCUUUCAUCAAUGGACUGAUGAAUGAUGCCAGCCGGAACUUCCUGUUUCUUGAGGAGAACGGCGAUAGCUAUGACCUCGCAUCUGUUAACAUCGAGCGCGGCCGCGAUUGGGGAACGCCUGCGUACUACCUCUACCGUCAGCUGUGCGGAGGGGUCACAAUCUCCGUAUGGACGGACCUGGCGAGCACGCACUCCGCUGACGUAAUCGCCGACUUACAGAUCGUCUAUGCUUCCCCAAAGGACGUUGAUCUAUGGACGGGCCUCGUGACCGAGACUGCGGUAGGCACCUCCAUUGCCGGCCCCACAAUGUCCUGUCUCAUCGCUACGCAGUUCGCCAACCUGCGCAACGGGGACCGUUUCUGGUACGAGACGAGCAACGCCGAUCUUAAAUUUACAACCGUAAACAUGUAUAAAUAA
This is a messenger RNA of Dreissena polymorpha, 1473 nucleotides long. RefSeq names its product myeloperoxidase-like. The coding region runs from base 1 to 1473 and encodes 490 amino acids. NCBI's taxonomy places the organism in Eukaryota, Metazoa, Mollusca, Bivalvia, Myida, Dreissenidae. Gene Ontology annotation, biological process: response to oxidative stress. The record is from RefSeq and is a predicted model, not a curated record. Gene Ontology annotation, molecular function: peroxidase activity; heme binding. The transcript is spliced from 12 exons.